CCAAGAGCAAUCAUGGACCAAGCCAAGUUCAGCGAUGGUGUGAUGCAUACUAAGGACCGUGGCUCCACACACUUGUCCCAGGAAACAGUUAAAAAGCUGAUCCACCAGUCUCAGGAGGCAAAGCAGCACUCCUACUGCCCUUACAGCAAAUUCAGAGUGGGAGCUGCUCUCCUGACUCCAGACAACUGUGUGUUUACAGGUUGCAAUGUGGAGAAUGCAUGUUACAACCUGGGUGUGUGUGCUGAAAGGAAUGCUAUCUCAAAGGCAGUUUCUGAAGGCUACAGAAGUUUCAAGGCAAUUGCAAUUGCCAGUGACAUGAAUGACCAGUUCAUCUCCCCGUGUGGUGGUUGCAGACAGUUCAUAAGAGAGUUUGGAUCAAACUGCGAUGUGUACCUGUCUAAGCCUGAUGGCUCAUACCUGAAGAUGAAGGUGGACGAGCUGCUGCCCGUCUCCUUUGGCCCUGAAGAACUGUCCCUGAAGAAAGUGUUUGACAUUCCUAAUGAUACUGAGCCUGUAUUGUAGUACAGAACGCACACGUUGC
Perca flavescens (yellow perch) is the source of this 541-nucleotide messenger RNA. RefSeq names its product cytidine deaminase b (gene cdab). The transcript is spliced from 4 exons. Bases 13 to 522 code for a protein of 169 amino acids. Gene Ontology annotation, cellular component: cytosol. Gene Ontology annotation, molecular function: cytidine deaminase activity; zinc ion binding. Lineage: Eukaryota; Metazoa; Chordata; Actinopteri; Perciformes; Percidae. The record is from RefSeq and is a predicted model, not a curated record.